AUGAACACAAUGCUCUCCGGCAUUCCGGGUACCGCUGGUAAUCUGGAAAACACCAUCAUGCAGCGCACGCCCGCUGAACUUAAAGGUCAAGUGUCCGUAGUUCUCGGAUACGUGAUGGAAUACUGUUUCCUCCUGAGGGCUGACAAAUGCCGAUUUCCCCUCCAGUCAAUCACCUUUCUAGGGUUCAUCUUUGACGCUGAUUGGUCGCCAACCAGACCCCGAAAAUAUGUGUUCUAUCCAAUUACUACUUGCACCUAAUUAUUUAUCACAACUUUGGCUAUUCCUCGGUCCGAGAGGUUACCAUAGCGCCUUCCUGUCAUCGUUACAUGACUUACGAAUCUCGAUCAACCGCUUGUUGCAGAUGGAUGCUGCCUAGUGAUACUGGAUUGUAAAAAGGUUUUCAUUCACCUAGACUCGAUGUUCAGCUCGGAUCCUCUGUUCACUCAUUACGACCCGACAACCUUCGCUGCUGUCUCAUUGCCCACAGCGAAAACCUUCUCCUAUCAAAACUAAACAAGACCUGCUUGGACAAGGAUCUCCUUAUUGUUGGAGAUUUUGACACCCCCGGUGGCGACUGGCAAGUUCUGACUGUUUCAGGUUUACUGGGUACACUUAGUCGUUGUCUGCUCAAAAUGGCAGCGUAAAACUAUUUGCGGAAUGUAACUGCCGGAACAUGUUAGGGAAGGCCAACGUUCAGAUUAACUAAACCUAGUGCACAUCCGAGAUGAAGAAAGUGUGUUAGGUCUACAAGAUCUCCCACCAAUGGGUGCUAGUGGUCAUAUUGCAGUGCCCUCCGAGUAUUUAAUGUCCCCACAGCCUGACCAACUUAAUCAAUUGGAAACAAAUAUCUAGAAGGGCGAUUUUUUCGGCAUGCAAACGCAAGUCUCGGCAAUACCGUGGGUAGCCACAUUGCAAAGAAUAUCACACUCAACGACCAUUAGAGCACGUUCAGUGCGUUGUUUAUAAGAACCACUCAUCUAGGUUGUUCACACAGACGAAAGAAAACAGGCAAUCGUCCACCGUGAAUGAUAAUAAUAAUAAUAAUUGUAUUAAAUUCCAGUUUACAGGUAUUAUUGGGGAAGCGUUAAACACAAAUCUGGCCAGCAGUGGAAAAAAUUCCUGUCAAAAAGGAGGUAAAAAUAAAGUUGAUGGUGGUUUUUUAUAGUUUGGAGGGUUCAGGAGAAAAAAUGCUGACCAUGAAAUUCCGACAGUCAAGAAAGGGAGGGGUAGCAGUGUAUUCGAAAUUCUCAGUUGCCAUUUCUUUUCAUGAAGUUGGGGCCGGUCCAUACAGAAGCGCCCUAGAACAGUUGUUAAUGUUGGCUGAAUUGUCCCUGAUGAGACCGGCCAUAGAGAUCAGAGACCACACACGCCGUCGCUACGGUAUUGUCGAUCAGUGGAUUCAGGAGCCAAAAUUUGCGGGAGUUUUUCCAAACGUUAAAGUCGAGUAACAGUUGUCUUAAACAAAGGAUAAUUUCGUAGAGCUUUCACAUUCCUGGGUAGUUUAUUCCAAAUAGCAAUUGCAUUUACAGAAAAGAACCAACGCUAUUUAACGGUACGUGCCAGAGGAAGAAAUAAAAAUAGCUCUCACGGGGACUGUUACGACGCGGGUAGAUAGGAUGUCUUAAAGCAGUGAGUGGGUUAAAGGUACGCCUAUAUAAAAGCUUAAAUAGUAAGAAUGGUCCCCUUUGUAAUCUACGACACCAGGAUGUAUCAAGGCCUGUGAGCCGACAACGUUCUUGGUAAGACAAAUGCCGGUGUUCCGGGGUCAACACUCUCUUGGUAUAAAAAAUGUUGGACGGAUGCUAUUUUCUUCCGCUCUGCAGCACGCAUGAGGCUAAAUAAAAAUGAGCGGUAUUCCAUGACAGGUAUAACGUACUUGUUAGGAAGGCACAUUCUAAUAUCGCUGGUUUAAAAGUUUCGGAGGAUGAUGAUGAUGAUGAUGAUGAUGAUGAUGAUGAUGAUGAUGAUGAUGAUGAUGAUGAUGAUGAUGAUGAUGAUGAUGAUGAUGAUGAUGAUGAUGAUGAUGAUGAUGAUGAUGAUGAUGAUGAUGAUGAUGAUGAUGAUGAUGAUGAUGAUGAUGUUUUUGGUGGUGGGAGCGCUGGGCGAUGGAUAAAGGAUUGA
Messenger RNA from Spirometra erinaceieuropaei, 2121 nucleotides. The record is from the annotation of a GenBank genome assembly. Lineage: Eukaryota; Metazoa; Platyhelminthes; Cestoda; Diphyllobothriidea; Diphyllobothriidae.